This is a messenger RNA of Rhinopithecus roxellana (golden snub-nosed monkey), 3308 nucleotides long. RefSeq names its product arachidonate 15-lipoxygenase-like. Gene Ontology annotation, molecular function: oxidoreductase activity, acting on single donors with incorporation of molecular oxygen, incorporation of two atoms of oxygen; metal ion binding. The transcript has 2 exons. NCBI's taxonomy places the organism in Eukaryota, Metazoa, Chordata, Mammalia, Primates, Cercopithecidae. Bases 601 to 936 code for a protein of 111 amino acids. The record is from RefSeq and is a predicted model, not a curated record.
UUUCAGUACUGCUCCACCUGUCUGCCCUCCAGGCUGGUGCUGGCCUCUGGGAUGGACGAGCUUUGGGUACACUUGGAGAAAGAACUCCAGAUGUCACCUCCUACCCUCCAUGGUUCUCUCCUUGACUGUGGCAAGGAGAGGUGGUGAAGGGAAGAGACCAAAUAGGAGUCAGAGGAAGGGAGGCUGCAGUAACCCACUGCACCUUGGUACAGGGUCCUGUGCUGGAGAUGAUUAAGUAUGUAAGGAAAAAAACCACAAGGCUGGUUACAGUCAUACUGGGUAGCAGACAAUGGGAUGUAAAGGAGAAAGAAGCUUGGACACUUUGGCAAGAGGAGAGCUUAGUAUGCAUGGAUUGGACAGGACUGGUCCUAAAACUCCAUCACAAAAAAGCCGCAUGCCCCUGGAGAAGAUUCCCCUCAUUGGGCCUCUUUCCUCACCGUGAAAUGAGAGGACUUGGACCUGAUGCUCUGGAUGCUUCCUUCAGCUCUGCCACUAGAACACUGGUACUGAUGGAGGAUGAUGGCAAGAAGCUAGAUUGAGUGUAAGUGUCUUGCCCUUUGCCCUGUCCCUCCAGGUGUAGUCUUUGAACUCUAACCAUCCAUGCACUCUUCCUUUCCACAGAACAGGUCCCAGUUUCAGGCUGACUUCAUCCUGCUGGAUGGAAUUCCAGCCAAUGUGAUCCAAAGAGGGAAGCAGUACCAGGCUGCAGCCCUCGUCAUGGUGAAGAUGGAGCCUUCUGGGAAGCUGCUACCCAUGGUCAUCCAGGGCCCAUUGAGCAACAGUUGGAGCAGCCAAGGAGCACCACAGCACAGUGUGGGAACCAGUGGCUUCAGGGAGUGCUGGGCAGCAAGCCCCAAGGUCCCCAGGGCCCACCUUGGAAACCGUACUGCCGUCAGUGCCCUGGCACCAUGGACCUGUGAUGAGAGUGCAGCCUGAGUGACCUACAAAAUACCUUCAGGGUCGCUCUUCCAUUGUCCUUGUGAGGAGCCCAGCCCUGAUCCACACAGGCCUCCUGACCCACGUCCGUGUGUUCUCUCCCAAACACACUUUCUUAUCUGUUCAAUAUGGACAGACUGAGAAGGCUAAAAAUUUCCCAAAUCUUUAAGUUCUGCUUCCCUUUUGAUUAUAAGUUCUGUCUCUAAAUCAUUCCUCUUUUCUUUCAUUUUCCUAUAAACCUUCAAAAGAAUCAAGCCGCUCCUUCAAUACUUUAUUUGCUUAGAUAUUUCUUCUGCCAAAUUUCAGUUUCAUCACUCACAAGUUCUGCCUUCCACCAAACACUAGUGCUUUGCCACUUUAAUGCAAGCGUCACUCACCUUUCCUCCAGUUUCCAUUUACCUCUUCUUUAUUUCCAUCUGAGACUUCAUCAGAAUGACCUUUCCUUUCCAUAAUCCUUUUUUUUUUGAGACUUGGUCUUGCUAUCUUGGCCAGGUUGGUCUUGAACUCUUGGCCUCAAGCAGUCCUCCCGCCUCGGCCUCCCAAAGUGCUAAGAUUUCAGGUGUGAGUCACCAUGCCCGACCCCCUCCAUAUGCUCCAACAUUCUGUCCAGCCCUUCUCUUCUGAGCCCUCAACGUAAUCACCCUUAAUGAAGAGUCAUAAGGAGAAGAUGGCCACCAACAUGCUAGGAGAUGGGCUGGAACAGAGUUUUCCUGCACAGCCUCAGAAGAAGCCCACCCUGCUGACACCUUGACCUUGGACUCAUGGCCUCCAGGACUGUGAGACAGUAAGAUUCUGUUGUUGAGGAUGCCCAGUCUGUGGUCCUGUAAAACAGCCCUGGGAAACUAACGCAGCCUGUUAGCCCACAGAUGGUGGAGAGAUGGAGUGUGCAAUGGAGCUCGAGGCUUACUGUCUCCAGCUCCCAAAGUGCACUACAGGACCCUUGGGUGGGUGUAGGUAUGGGGUGUAGGUAUGCAGGAUAAUUUGGGUGGUGCAGGGCGAAUAAUGUCAACUUACAUAAUGGAUUUAUCUUACUGGAUGAAUCAGGGGUUCCCUCCUGUUUGGAACCAGGCUGCACAGCAGGACGUGAGCAGCCAGCCAGUGAGCAAAGCUUCAUCUGUAGAAACAGCUGCUCCCCAUCCCUCACAUUGAGCUCCAUUACGGCAUGAGCUCUGCCUCGUGUGAGAUGAGCGGUGCUGUUAGAUUCUCAUAGGAGCGUGAACCCUACUGUGAACUGCACAUGCCAGGGAUCUAGACUGCGUGCUCCUUAUGAGAACCUAAUGCCUGAUGAUCUAUGACUGCCUCCCAUCACCCCUAGAUGGGACCAUGUAGUUACAGGAAAACAAGCUCAGGGCUUCCACUGAUUCUAUAUUAUGGUGAGUUGUGUAAUUGUUUCAUUAUAUGUUACAGUGAAAUAAUAAUAGAAAUAAAGCACACAAUAAAAGUAAUGGGCUUGAAUCAUCUCCACAUCAUCCCUUCCCCUUCUCCCGGGUCUGUGGAAAAGUUGUCUUCCAUGAAACUGGUCUCUGGGACCAGAAAGGUUGGGGACGACUGGUGUAAAUGCUUCUAAGAAUAGUUAAGCAACUUAAGGUUUACAUGCUGCUAAAAAUAUGGGUUUCAAUUCUAAGAUAAAUGGAUGCACAUGAAAACACUAUCUUGCUGUGGUCCAGGGACUCUAAACCAUUCUAACAGAGAGACGUGCAGCUUGGAGCUGGAGCUGCGCUCCCACAUCUGGUCCACCUCAUAUCCCUGCACCACACACACAUGCACAUAUGCAUACAGACGUGUACACAUGCAUACACACAUGCACAUGCACGCACACACAUGCACACAUGCACAUAAAUAUAUACACGUCUAUAUACCUGCACACAUACACUCACAGACACACACACACACUGUGCUUCAUGUCCUCACUAAGGUGGCAUGGGAGGGAAUGCGUGUUUUUAAGGGGAAUGAAGACAACUCAGGCCCCUCAUUCUCCUGGCAUUUGCACCAGUGUCUUCUCUACAGAGCAUGCUUCAGUCUCUUUCUUGGCUCUCCCUCUUAGUGAAAGAGAGAAGCAGAGCCCCAGCGUGUACCUGGCUGCUUAAGGUGCAAACCAAGUUUACAAGCUUCCCGGGGAGCCUGGUGAGAAGAAGGCACUGCAGAGCCUCCCCAAAAGAAGCGUCAGCUUUUGAUGGAUCCUUGAGCCUAGGAAAAUGAUAGACGAGACCUUACAGUUCAUCAGAAGACAAACAAAAUCCACUAAGGAAGAGCAGUGGUCAAAGGUUUUAUUCUCUUAGAGAAGGGGUUCUCCAUUCACUCCCUCCUGCCGCCUUGUGAAGAAGGUGCCGCUUCCCCUUUGCCUUCUGCCACGAUUGUAAGUUCCCUGAACU